UCGGAUUGUGAAUUGAAUUCUAUAUCUGAUUAAAGUCUGCAUUUAACGUGCUAUAAUUAAUUAAAAGUGUAUGAAAACGCGAUAAAGCUGUGUCUGGGACAUUAAUUCAACUAUUAAAAAUGCGGUUCGCAAGCCGCACACCGAAAUAAUCUCGAUUUUAUCAAAUAACAAAAAAUCUUUCAAUAUAAAGUCAUAAAACAAAGACAAAACAAGGCAGUACACGCAGUUGACAAAAACUGAUCCUCAUCGACUUUCCAUUUCCUCAAAAAGUGAAAUUAGACGGUUUAAACAUUAUUAAAGUAAGAGAAAUAAAUCCACAGACUUCAAAUAUGUCGUCAUCAAGUGGAAAAAGAAAAGAAAUCUACAAAUAUAUAGCACCGUUUCCGCUAUAUUCAAUGAAUUGGAGUGUUCGUCCCGAUAAACGGUUUCGACUAGCACUCGGUAGCUUUGUCGAGGAAUACAAUAAUAAAGUCCAAAUUAUUAGUCUCGAUGAAGAUACGAGUGAAUUUAGUGCUAAAUCAACAUUCGAUCAUCCAUAUCCAACAACAAAAAUCAUGUGGAUUCCCGACUCGAAAGGAAUUUUUCCAGAUCUGCUAGCAACAAGUGGCGAUUAUCUUCGUAUUUGGCGUGCUGGUGAGCCAGAAACUCGAAUGGAAUGCGUACUAAAUAAUAACAAAAACAGUGACUUUUGUGCACCGCUUACAUCAUUUGACUGGAAUGAAGUCGAUCCGAAUCUCAUUGGAACAUCAUCUAUUGACACAACAUGCACGAUAUGGGGCAUUGAAACUGGUCAACCUUUAGGACGUGUAAAUCUCGUUGCAGGACAUGUUAAGACACAGUUAAUUGCUCAUGAUAAGGAAGUCUAUGAUAUAGCUUUCUCGAGAGCUGGUGGUGGACGUGAUAUGUUUGCAUCUGUUGGCGCUGAUGGAUCUGUGAGAAUGUUUGAUUUAAGACACUUGGAGCAUAGCACAAUAAUUUAUGAAGAUCCCGGUCACACUCCGUUGCUCCGUCUUGCAUGGAAUAAACAAGAUCCAAACUACUUAGCAACAGUGGCAAUGGAUGCAUGCGAAGUAGUCAUUUUAGAUGUAAGAGUUCCAUGUACUCCAGUUGCAAGACUUAGUAAUCAUCGUGCUUGCGUUAAUGGAAUCGCGUGGGCUCCACAUAGUUCAUGUCACAUUUGUACUGCUGGAGAUGAUCACCAAGCGUUAAUUUGGGAUAUACAACAAAUGCCACGACCAAUUGAAGACCCAAUACUAGCCUACACAGCAGCUGAAGGAGAGGUGAAUCAAAUUCAGUGGGGACCGACCCAACCAGACUGGAUCGCAAUUUGCUACAAUAAGAGUUGCGAAAUUUUACGAGUUUAGACAAAAUACAGAACGGAAUGAUUUUAAGACAAAGACAUGGAUGCUAUUUCUUAAGUGGAAGGGAUUUUUUCGAAACAUUUUUUAAUACAACUGUCUAAUCAAUUAGACUCUUUUCUUUAACUUUAAGAUCUAUAGAAUGUUUUUGUUUCUUUUUUACAUGUUCAGACAGAAAGUGAAUUGUGUACAGGUCAGAAUUAAGUGGCAAGCUGAUUGCCAUUCAAGUUUUUGUCUUGUUAGGAUUAGAUAUCGUAGAUGCAUCAUUAGAAAUUAAAUUUCUCAUGAUUUUACAUCAUUUUAUGACUCUUAAAGUCCAUAGCUGUGUCCUUCUAUGGUCUACAUUACUUAAUUAUAAAAAAGUUUAAUUUAUUUCGCAUCACAAUCAACUCUUUCAUACUUUUAAUCUUAAUUUAACUUAAUAAUAAGAACUAUUAUUAACUUAUGACGCAAU
Chironomus riparius is the source of this 1812-nucleotide messenger RNA. The record is from the annotation of a GenBank genome assembly. Lineage: Eukaryota; Metazoa; Arthropoda; Insecta; Diptera; Chironomidae.